This is a messenger RNA of Colletotrichum truncatum, 552 nucleotides long. Lineage: Eukaryota; Fungi; Ascomycota; Sordariomycetes; Glomerellales; Glomerellaceae. The record is from RefSeq and is a predicted model, not a curated record.
AUGGCUCAAGCGAUCAAGAGCGCUCUGCCCACUCACCUGAAGCCUCUUGGAGGCCAGGGCAAGGGUGAUGAUGCCGAGUUCACCUCUCGUCACCACGGCAAGACGAGGUCUCACAUGGCCUUCGAGAACACCUCUACGAGUGUUGCUGCUGCCCAGAUGCGCAAUGCCCUCACCAACCUUUCCGAGACCGUCACGGAUCCCGAGCAGAAGAAGCUCUUCGAGACUGAGAUGGACAACUUCUUCGCCCUCUUCCGCCGCUACCUGAACGACAAGGCCAAGGGCAACGCCGUCCGCUUCGGCGAUGCUCCUCUCAUCAAGCUGGGCAGCGACUUCAAGAAGGUCUCUGACUUCCAGAAGCACAUCCCAUCCAUCCCCAAGAUCAUUGAGUUGGACCACCUUACCAUCACUGGUGCCGUCAACUUGGGCCGUGGUGUGACGUUGAAGGGUACCGUCAUCAUCGUUGCGACGGAGGGCAGCACCAUCGAUAUCCCCCCUGGAUCCAUCCUCGAGAACGUGGUUGUCCAGGGAAGCUUGCGUCUGCUUGAGCACUAA